Microdochium trichocladiopsis is the source of this 1107-nucleotide messenger RNA. RefSeq lists its product as uncharacterized. Gene Ontology annotation, cellular component: membrane. The coding region runs from base 94 to 1107 and encodes 337 amino acids. NCBI's taxonomy places the organism in Eukaryota, Fungi, Ascomycota, Sordariomycetes, Xylariales, Microdochiaceae. The transcript has 4 exons. The record is from RefSeq and is a predicted model, not a curated record.
CCCUCCUUACCCCCAUACCCUUUCUUCAAACACUCUCCUUCACCACGUCUCCCUAAUAUUUAAUUCCUCGUCUUCCCUCAGCCUUCAUUAACCAUGUCUGAUUGGGGUCAGCCUGUCCUGUACAGCUUGUACAUCUAUCAGCCCAACAACAUCGCACCCAUCAUCUUUGCCGUGCUCUAUGGAAUAUCAGCCGUCCUCCACAUUUGGCAAUGCAUUCGAUACAAAGCCUUCAAGCUCGCCGGCCUCCUGCCCACCUGCGCCGUCCUCUUCACGCUCGGAUACGCCCUCCGUGAAUACGGAGCCUACAACUACCUAUACCGGAGAACCGACAAGACGGCUCUGAUUGUGUAUAUCACGAGCCAAAUCUCCAUCUACGUUUGCCCUCCUCUCCUAGAGCUCGCCAACUAUCACAUCCUCGCCCGAAUGUUUUCCUAUGUCCCCUUCUUCGCGCCCAUACCUGCUUCCUUGGUCCUCCGCACAUUCGGCGGGCUCAUGGCCAUUGUUGAGGCCCUCAACGCCCUGGGCGUCGCACUGGCCUCCAACCCAACCUCCUCGCCCACAACACAGGCUGUCGGCUCGCACGUCUCCAUCGCCGCGAUAUCCAUCCAGCUGGCCGUCAUCGUCAGCUUCUUCUUGGUGGCGGGCCUCUUCCAGUACCGGCUCGGCCGGGCGAGGCUGCGAGUGCGUACAGUGCAGACACUCCUGUACGCGCUGUACGCCAGCAUGGCGCUCAUCCUCGCGCGCUGCAUCUACCGCCUCGUCGAGCACCUGGGCCCAUCGCACAAGAACAUUGCCGACAUGGACGCGCUGUGGGCACUGAGCCCGCUGUUCCGGUACGAGAUAUUCUUCCUCGUGUUCGAGGCGAUCCUGAUGCUGCUCAAUUCUCUCCUCUGGAACGCGUGGCAUCCCGCGCGCUACCUGCCGAGGGAGACUCAUGUGUAUCUCGCGCAGGACGGGACCGAGGUUGAGGGUGAGAAGGAGGUGGAUGGGAGAAACUUGGGCCAGAAGGUGGCGCAUGUGCUCUCCUUCGGGCUUCUGUUCAGACAUAACGUGAGGAACUACGCGGCUCUGGAGUUGACUGCACGAGAAGGUGGUGCUAGUCAGUGA